Messenger RNA from Etheostoma spectabile (orangethroat darter), 2397 nucleotides. It is a transcript of the gene trim25, whose product is annotated as tripartite motif containing 25. Bases 119 to 2287 code for a protein of 722 amino acids. NCBI's taxonomy places the organism in Eukaryota, Metazoa, Chordata, Actinopteri, Perciformes, Percidae. The record is from RefSeq and is a predicted model, not a curated record. The transcript has 12 exons. Gene Ontology annotation, molecular function: zinc ion binding; protein binding.
UACUGAACUACUCCCACACUGGGACGACACACUGGAAGCUGAACGUCGAGUUGGAGUGUGUGAGAAGUUGUACUGCAUUUACACACCCGAGGAGUCAAGCCUUAUCUGACGUUUCGUCAUGGCCGAGAGUCAGUUUUCUCUGAUGAGUCUGGAGGAUGAACUGACCUGCAGCAUCUGUCUGAGUCCCUUCGACUGUCCGGUGACCAUCCCCUGUGGACACAACUUCUGUCAGGAAUGUCUCCUCGUCACCUGGAAGGACUCGUACAGCUGUCCUCAGUGUCGGACCCACUUCGCCACCAAACCGGAGCUGAAGAAAAACACGGUGCUCAGCACCGUUGUGGAGACUUUCAACUUGAGGACGAGCAAGAGUGAGGUCGACCUGGAAGAAACGUCAGAGGAGAGGGAUGAAGCCGCGAAACAGGAUGUCAUACGUUGUGAUGCAUGUAUGGAAGCAGAAGCGUCCCAGACCUGCCUCACCUGCAUGGCGUCUUACUGCGAGGAGCACCUGCGGCCUCACCGGGACAACCCGGUCUUUCGUCUCCACCAACUGAUUGAGCCUGUGGGCGACCUGUCGGAGCGGAUCUGCCCGGACCACCACAAGCUGAUGGAGCUCUUCUGCAGCCAACAUGGCCGCCCAAUCUGCAGCCUCUGCCUCCAGCAGGUCCACAAAGGCUGCACCUUCAUUUCCCCAGAGGAGCAGAAGAACCUGAAAGAGUCCGACCUGAGAGCCAAGUUAAGUUUGCUGGACGUGAAGAUUAAGAAGAAUGAGAAUGUUUCAUCGCUAAUGGGUGACAUGCAGGACAAGCUAAAGGACUCAGCGACCAACAGGAAGUCUGCUCUGACAGCUGAGUAUCAGCAGAUUCGUGAUAUGUUGGCUCGAGAGGAGCGUGAUGCUCUGAUCGCAGUGGACCGCGAGCUGGAGGGUGGUCAGACCAAACUCAAGGGUCUCGCGAAGAAGUUCAACGAAAACGUUGACACUUUAAGCAAAGCUAGAGAAGAUAUCCUCAGUCUGCUGAGUCAGUCCCAAACUCUGGCCUUCCUACAGGCUUCGUUUAACCUGCCCUCGGCCGUCAACUUUGAACCUCACACCCCUCGAAUCAACCUGGACUCCAAGAAAGUGACGGCAGCACAGGCCUUCUCUGCUGCCCUGAAGGAGCAUCUGACAGACCUCCUGAAGCAGCCGGUCGACGCCAGACUGCUGAAACUUAAACCAGACGAGAAAGCAGGUCCUGGGUCGACACCCGCGAGUUCUGGAAGUACUGGAUCUCAGCCGGAAUCUGAAGUAACCAAGCCGCCAAAGCAGAAAAGAGCGCCCAGGUCCCACAGUCCAGGUCGUCCCCUCAUCCAGCCAUUCUUCCAGCCAGCUCCUGGAGGGCAACAAAACUAUCGACUCCAGUAUCCAUCUGGCCCUUUCAGGGGUUUUCCAUUUAUGGCAGGACAAAGGCCAGGAGCUUAUCGAGGAGGUACACCUUUCAACCCUAACCAGGAAACUGAGCUGCAAUGGACAGACCAAGGUUUUCAACCCAAAGUAGGCGCAAAGAAGAAACCUCAAAAACAAAAACCUCCCCAAGCCACAGAAGCCAACAUGGGAAAAAAGGAUCAAGCCCGUUCCAUGGAAAACCUGUUGGAGUUUGGUGGGAACGACAUACCCGGAGGCUGUAGUCCUGCAGCCGAAUCCAAAGACAACCAGGUAGACAAAAAAAACAUUCCCCCAAACAUAACAUCUGCUGAGAAAAGAACUGAACUUCUGAAAUAUGGCACGAUACUCACUUUGGAUCCAAAGACGGCCCACAAACGCAUCGCACUGAGCGAGGGCUUCACUAAGGCCUCUGUGUCAGACGAGCACACAAACUACCCCGAUUGCCCUGAACGCUUCGCCGUCUGCUCCCAGGUGCUCGCCUCCAAGGGUUUCUCUAGAGGCCGCCACUACUGGGAAGUCCGACUGAGCAGCAGCAACUUCAUUGGCGUAGGCUUGGCCUACAGCAGCAUUGACCGCAAAGGUCCCACCAGUCGACUGGGCCGCAACGCCCAGUCCUGGUGCGUGGAGUGGUUCAACGUCAAGCUGUCGGCUUGGUACAACAGCAGUGAGACCGUGCUGGUCAAUCCCAAUCCAAAGCGCAUAGGCGUGCUGUUGGAUUGUGAGGAGGGCACUGCUACGUUCUACAACGUGGCCGACAGGGCAUACCCCUUCCACUCCUUUGUGUUCCCCUUUGCUGAAGCUGUGUAUCCAGCUUUCUGGAUUUUCUCAAGUGGCUCGUCCAUUUCUUUGUGCAAGCUGCAGGCAUGAGGAGCAUAUGCAGUUUAAUGGCAUAUGCAGGCGGGUAAACACAUGCACACAGUCAAGCCUUUUCUCUAAUUGCGUCAACAUAUUGGAUAUACCAAAGAUUAGUUAAAAAA